Messenger RNA from Vicia villosa (hairy vetch), 1074 nucleotides. RefSeq lists its product as uncharacterized. The record is from RefSeq and is a predicted model, not a curated record. Bases 1 to 1074 code for a protein of 357 amino acids. The transcript is spliced from 9 exons. NCBI's taxonomy places the organism in Eukaryota, Viridiplantae, Streptophyta, Magnoliopsida, Fabales, Fabaceae.
AUGCAAAAGUUAAAGAAGUUGGUCAAUACCCUCUCUCCGUUACCAACCCAUUCCAUGUUACCAAGCUCCUUAUCAAUGCAGAUUUGCCGAGUGUCAAGGACUUCCUUAACAGGUGGCUUCCAUGAUAUAUUUGUGUUUAAAGUCAUCUCAUUUUUUAUUCCUCUCAUGUGCAAUAUUGAUUCUGAUUUCCUCAUGCAGUUUCCCAAAAAGUUGCUGAAAGGGGCUAUUGCUGUACCACUCAGUGAGAUGAAGAAAAUUCGCGAGAUUACUUUCUGUGCUACUGUUGCAAAAACCAGAAAACUCAUUGCGUCUUCCCACGGAUGGUACUUCCAGUGCUGCCAUGAAUGCACUAAAUCAGUUCGCGGUGACAAACCUCCGUACAAAUGUGAUAAUGGACAUUUUACUGAGGCGGAGAUCUAUAAGUAUAAGAUUGAAGUGGAAGGUUUCUAUUUGCAUACUUCUUGCAAAUUCAUUUUCUGGGAUAGAGAAUGUACCGAAAUCUUACACGUCUCUGCUGCUCAUAUGCGGGAUACAAUGAUAAAGGCUGGUAUCACAGAUCCAUUAGAAUUCCCAUUAGAUCUUGAUGCUAUGUUGGACUUGGAUCUUGCUUUGAGGGUUAAAUGGCAGCCCGGUUGGGACAGCGCCUCGGUUAUAAUGUUCAUUAAAGAUGAUGAGUUUGUAAAACAAUUGAAGGCUCCUUGGGCGGAUACUCAGAUUAAAGAGAGCGUCGAUGAAGCCAAAACUGAUGUUGCAGAUGAUUGUGACGUUCCAACGGACUUAGAGAUAACAUCCAAACAUAACCCGGAGCCUCUAACUCCCACCGUAAAAAGGCAGAAUCAUCAUGGUUCCAGCGAGUCGACAUCUGUAUGUGACGGUGAACUAUCUUCGACCAAAUUGAAGAAGAUCAUCAAGUUGGAGAACAACAAUAUCAUUCCUAUAUGUGGAUAUUACUGCCAUCCUAUGGACAACUUAGCUGUCAGGUCACCUGCUUUUGUGCUUUCCAAUGACUCUUCACAGCACAACAUCACCCCAACUUACCACUCAUUGUUGCGUGAAAAGACUCAUGGAAGCUGA